Messenger RNA from Prorocentrum cordatum, 1243 nucleotides. NCBI's taxonomy places the organism in Eukaryota, Dinophyceae, Prorocentrales, Prorocentraceae. The record is from the annotation of a GenBank genome assembly.
AGAGGAGCCCGAGCGGCAGGAGGCCGAGCCCAGUUUCGCGCGCGCGAUGCUGGCCUACCGCGGCCUCGGCGGGGACGCGCCGCAGGAGCUCGAGACGCUGCGCGCCAUGGAGGACAAGACCGGCUGGUUGCCCGAACAGCACGGAUCCGCGCUCGCAGAACGGAGGCUCCAUCACGGCAGGAGCGCUGGUGAUGUGGACUCUGCGCCGCUGCGGUCCACGCUGUUCGGCAGCAGGAGGCCGCAGUCCUCUCGCGAGCUGGACGGCAAGGAGCGGGAGCUCCGCCGCCGCGACCGGGAGGACGCCCCGCCAGCGAAGCUCCAGCUCGAGGUCUCCGAGAGCUCCUUCGCCGCGCGCAUGCGGGCCCGCCGUGCGGGCGGCGGCGGUGAGGACGCCGACGCCGCGGUGGCGUGCCAGCUGAAGGCGAUCCUCAACAAGCUGACGCUCGAGAAGUACGACGUGCUGUCCAAGCACCUCCUCGAGGUCCCGAUGGAGACCGCCGCCCACGUGGAGCUUCUCAUCACCGAGGUCUUCGAGACUGCCGUCACGCAGCAUCCCUUCAUCGAGAUGUAUACCGACCUCUGUGUGCUGCUGCACGAUCACUUCAGCAAGACGCCCGUAGCCGACGAUUCUUUCAGUUUCAAGAGGCUCUUGCUGAAUGAGUGCCAGAACUCUUUCGAGCGAAACAAAGACCCGCCGAAAGGCCUUGACCAGAUGGAGGAGGAGGAGCGGGUAAUCGCAGAGUUCAAGUACAAGAACCGCAAGCUGGGCAACGUCAAGUUCAUAGGUGCGCUGCUUGGCCGCAGGAUGCUCUCCAGCAAAGUCUUCUUGACAAUCGUCGAAGAGCUCAUCGCCGAUGAGACCGACGAGUCGCUUGAAUCUGUGGCCACGAUACUCACCAUCGCGGGGCCGCUCUUCGACGUGAAAGACUGGGCCCAUUACAGCACGAUCAAUGCGCAGUUCGCGCAGCUGCAGAAGAUCCUGAGCACGUCUGCGAUUGCCCCCCGCACGCGCUGCCUGCUGAAGGACGUGCUUGACAUGCGCAGGAGGGGCUGGCGAGACCACCGGGUGAAGCAGGUGGAAGCGCCCACGACGCUCAAGCAGGUGCAUGACAAAGCGUCCAAGGCUCGCUCGGCCUGUUGGUGGGGCCCUCGUGGGGCCGUCCUGGGGCUCGCCUGGGCCGUGCUCUGGGCGUCUGUCGUGUGGCGCCCGUCUGUGGCCUCCGGCCCCGCUGUGGCCAGGAAG